GAGAAGCCUGAUAAGUACAGUAUAACUGACUUAUAGAAUACAUUUUACAUGAAGCCACAGGCCAUUCACUUGUUGGGCUUUGGUGGUAACUGAAAUUGAGGUUGGCCGCGAUGUGCCGAGUGCCAGCAACCGAACUGCUGCAGCGGCUGGUGGCGGGCAAGCGGCUUCUGGGCAUCUCGGUGACGCCGCUUUCGGUGGAGGUCGCGGCAGUGGGGCCUCCCUACGUGUCAGGGGCGCUCAUACGGACGGGGCGCUUCCUUUCUCCCGAGGAGCUCAAGGUGGCCCUGCUCGAGUCCCAGGCCGACGCCGUACUGCUGGGAGGCUCCGGCGCCUUCCGCACAGACGGCACCACGCAGCUGGGUGUGCGCAAGCUGGUGUCACAACUGCGCGGCCUGGUCUACCACAGCGACUGGCUGCCCAGCCCCGCACUAGUCGGCGCCGCCGCCGGGGCGGCCACUGCACUGGCCACAGCCCCUGUGACUGCGGCAGCAGCGGUUGCCUCCGCGGGUGGUGCCACGCCCACCACAGCUGUCAGCGUCGCAAACGGCAGUAGCGGCCUUGGCAGCGGGGAUCAGAUAGGCGCGGCGGUGUGUGUGCCGGUGUGGUACUGCCGGCGCGGUGAGGAUGACCCGGUGGCAAUGCUGGUGGAGUAUGUGCAGGCUCAUACGACGCCACAGCAGCGGCUGGCGAUACGGGCCAUGGUAGGCGCUGGUGCCAACUCAGCUCCUGCAGGCGGGAGAGGCGGAGGACAUCUGGGCGGCAGUCACUCUGGGGGCGGUCGCGGAAGCGAUGGCACCCCAGCAGCCGGGUAAUGCUGUGGCGACCAGGAAAGCUUCUGGGUGCUCAGGUGCCUCUUCCCGGCGUCUGACGAGGCCGUUUUAUGCACGUGCGAAUCUGAAGGACCGUGACGUGUGCGUUGUUACAGCCUGGACCAAAUCAAGACAAGGACUGCGACGAGUGCUGAAGCGCUGGCGUCGGGUGCAGGAGAACUGUGAUGCCCCUGUGACGCUAUAUGGUAAUUUUACAUGGACAUACAAAUGCAUUUGCGGAAUGGCUGUAUGUGAUGUUUAUAUCCUCGAUACCAGGCGUGCCUGGGAGUGCACAUCGGUUUCAGCACAUCGGUUUCAUCCAGCAGCUUGGGGGGCAGGCCAUGUCGGGGCCGGGCUGAGUGUGUGCAAACACUCUAGAGUGGAUCCCGUGGAAUGGACUCCGCGCCUUUAAACCGAUGCAUUGCAAAUCAUUUUAUACGUGUGGUCAUCAAAAUUGUACAGCGCGUUCCUGGUUCUGCCGAGACCCGUCUGCACGUUCUACGAGACACAGUGCAACACUGGCGCUUCUCUGAUAAAUGACUAGCAUGCAUCCUUUUGAGUAGAACU
Chlamydomonas reinhardtii is the source of this 1376-nucleotide messenger RNA. RefSeq lists its product as uncharacterized. The record is from RefSeq and is a predicted model, not a curated record. The coding region runs from base 111 to 812 and encodes 233 amino acids. NCBI's taxonomy places the organism in Eukaryota, Viridiplantae, Chlorophyta, Chlorophyceae, Chlamydomonadales, Chlamydomonadaceae. The transcript has 4 exons.